AUGGGUUUCAAGCGCCGUCGCGAACCUCACAAUGUCGAUGUGAAGCUGGUGGAGCUUUACGAAGACCUCGCCAGCGAGAAAGAUGACAUCCGGUUGAAGGCCGCUCAGGGGCUCGUCUCUCAAUUCACUCCGGAUAAAAACCCCGCCGACGAACAGAUCAAGAAGGUGCUCUCGCGACUCUUCCGUGGUCUCUGCAGUAGCCGCAAAGCCGCCCGCAUUGGCUUCUCGAUCGCCUUGACCGAGAUUCUUACACAGGUUUUCACUUCACCAAGGGAGACGUCGCGAUUCGGCUUUGCAGAUGCUCUCAAAUUGUGGGAGUCCCAGUCAAACUCAUCUGGCAGUGAAUCAGGACAGGAACAACGCGAUCACCUCUUCGGUCGGCUAUUCGGCGCCGAAGCCGUUAUCAAAUCCUCCGUCCUCUUCCAGCCCACAGUGCCCUUCGAGCACUGGUCACAGGUCAUCGAUCUCGUUUUUGAGCUCGCACAGAAGAAGCCAUGGAUCCGCGAGGAAUGUGGCUGGAUUAUCUACCAGUGCAUUUAUGACCUCGCCGGCCGCAAAAUGGACAACAAGUAUGUUGAGGUGGCACUCGAACGUCUUUGCUCACACGACUUGGCACGGUCGCCCGAGGGAAUCUCCAUCUGGCUGGCCGCGAAGGACAUGUUUCCCGAAGCCACUUUCCCAAGCAAGGUUUGGAAACACGAUGACCCCCUCGAUACGAAGGAGCGCAGCAGCCUGUCGAAGAUUAUGAAGGAGUCGGGUGCUGGAGCAAGUGAGAGCGAGAACAAGACAAAUGCCGCCAAGUCUUCUGGUGUUUGGAACUCCAAGCUUCACUUCGCUUGGGACGCCGUUUUGUCGCGAACUAGCCUCGAGUCGAAGGAGAAAUCAAAGAAGUCUCGCCUGAGCUUCGCCGAUUUCUGGGUCGAGGUUGUGGACAAUGGACUUUUCGCAGCUGCUUCAUCCGAUGAGCGUAAAUACUGGGGCUUCCUCCUUUUCUCAAGACUCAUCAACGAUGGCGCUGCCCAACAGGCCUCUCACACGUUCACCAAGAAUCUCAUGCGCUGCUUGGCCAACCAACUGGCUGUGGAGGACCGGUACCUCCACCGCAUGGCUGUCAAGGCAGCCAAGGCUAUCCAAACCCGUGUUUCCAGGGAGCCCGAAUUUGCAGCAGUGGCUAUCCGCGGCUUGAUGGGAACCAGUGGCACACUCAACUUUGACCAGGCUACCAAGACGAAGACUGUUGAGAAGAUUGUGGCUGAAGCCAACCAUGAGGCUUUGGAAGAGAUUGUGCCCUUCUUUGAGAAGCUCAUCCAGAACCCUGGAACCACAGACGAGAAAACCUCUGCGACCAACCGUCAGUUCGUUGCUGGCCUUCUCCUCUCAAUCGUGCGCUCAAAAGCAUCUGCCACCGAAGGUGAUUCCGAGAAUCUGCAGGCAAGCCUUGAACAAAUUCUGUCGGUUUUUGUUCGCUUCGCGUACUUCAUGGAUACCGGCAAGGGACCGUCUGCCCCCGAGCCCGCCCUCUCAUCGGCAACACAAGAGAUGCUGCGCAACCGCAUCAACUCUUGCCUGAACAGCCUCAUCUCAAACCAAAAGUUCGCCGCGACUCUGCCCUACGCCGUGGUCAAGCAGAUUCGUGAUGGAGCCAAGUCCGGCGAGUACGGAAAGUUCAUCAUUGAAAUUGAUGACAAACUCCAGGAUUCUGUCAAGGCUGCUUUCAAGUCCCUCAAGAAGCUUUCCGGAAAGGAAAAGAAAGAGAAGGGCAUGGCGGCAUUCAAGCUGCUUUACUCUCUGACUCUCAUGCAAGUUUACAACGGAGAUGCCGACGCAGUCUCCAUGCUCGACGAGUUGGAGUUCUGCACGACUAAGUUCCUUGGCGACAAGGAAACCAAAAAAGAGGACGCUGGCGACGCAUCAGAUGCCCUUGUUGAAAUUCUGCUUAGUUUCGCAUCCAAGCAAUCGCAGCUCUUCCGUCGUAUGAGCGAGCAAGUCUUUGGCGCAUUCGCUACUCAGAUCACCGAGAAUGGAUUGGAAUCUCUAAUUUCAAUCCUUGAGGCCAAGGAGAGUCUCGCUGGACAACAAGAGAUGUUCGACGAGGAUGAUGGCGAAGGCGAGGAAGAGGAUGGCUCCGAUGCUGAGAUGAUGGAUGUCGAUGAGGACGAACUCGACAGUGAUGUCGAGGUCGUUGAAGCCGGCGAUGCGAAGUCAGACUCCGACUCCGACGAUGACGAAGAAGAGGAGGAAGAAGAAGACGAAGAAAACGCACAAGAAGUCGCCGCCUUCGAAGCCAAAUUAGCUGAAGCCCUUGGCCAGCACGGCGCCGACGGCGAAGGUGAAGACUCCGACGCAGACAUGAACGACGACGAAAUGGACGAGCUCGACGACAAAUUAGUGCAAGUGUUCAAGGCCCGCCAGCAACAAUCCUCCCAGCGCAAAGAUAAAAAGGAUGCUCGCGAGAACAUGGUCAACUUCAAGAACCGUGUUCUCGACCUCCUCGAAAUCUUCGUGAAAAAGAGCCACUCCCGCCUUUUGGCACUGGACCUCCUCCUUCCCCUCCUCCGCCUGUCACGCCGCUCAAGCGUGAAGCAAGUCGCGACGAAAGCAAACAACGUCCUUCGCGAGUACACCAAGGUGUGCAAGGGCAACGCGUUGCCCAAGAUUGAGGAUGAUGAACAGGCCGAAGCGCUCUGGGAGCUUUUGAAGUCUGUUCACAAGGAGGCCAGCCACAGUGGACCUAUGGGACACGCAAACGCUUGCAGCCAGGCUAGUUUGCUUGUUACUAAGGUUCUGGUUGCUCAUGACAAGGACGCUAUCGCCGGGGUGGUGGAUGUCUAUGCUGCCACUCGCAAGGACCAGCUUAUGAGUAAAAAGUGUCAUGUGCAGCCGUCGUUCUUCUCCGAGUGGAACAAUUGGUGUGUUUCUGCCAGCAAGCAGCUCAAAUGA
Messenger RNA from Penicillium olsonii, 2940 nucleotides. The record is from the annotation of a GenBank genome assembly. Lineage: Eukaryota; Fungi; Ascomycota; Eurotiomycetes; Eurotiales; Aspergillaceae.